Molecule: messenger RNA, 918 nt
Organism: Closterium sp. Naga37s-1
Lineage: Eukaryota; Viridiplantae; Streptophyta; Zygnematophyceae; Desmidiales; Closteriaceae
Source: the annotation of a GenBank genome assembly
AUGGCGUCGUCGAGCCUUCUGGUCGCGAGAGCAGCGGUGUCAGCCAUCCCAUCAAAGCUCGCACCGCUCAAAUCCAUCGCCGCGUCCCGUCCAGCAGUAUCAGCCAUCCUCCCCAACGCGUUCCUCGGAAGAUUCGCCGACGCUUCUCCCGCCAACCCCCUCCUGAAGCAAACCGCUGCGGCGCCAUGCCAAACAAGCGCACCAGCGGGCCCGAGUCGGCUGCGGAUCGGCGGCACGCAGCUGACGGGGCGACGCGCGAUGGCGAACAUGGCGUGGGGAGGCGCGCUGGCUGCCGUGCGACUCAUCGUGCAAGGGAAGCACAUGGAGUUGACGGAUUCGAUCCGCGCGUACGUGGAGGAGAAGGUGGGGCACGCGGUGCAAAACCACAGCGCGCUGUGCCGCGAGGUCGACGUGCGCCUCUCCGUGCGCGGCGGCGACUCCAACACCAAGGGCCCGCGCCAGCAGCGCUGCGAGGUUACCAUCUUCACGAAGAAGCACGGCGUGCUGCGAGCGGAGGAAGAGGCGGAGUCCGCGUACGCUGCGAUCGACAAGGUGUCGGACGUGGUUUCGCGGAAGCUGCGCAAGAUCAAGGAGAAGGACGGCGGGCACGGGCGCACGUGGCAGAUGCGGAACGCGCAGAAGCUCGGCGAGAUGCUGCCUGAGACGCCGGUUGACAUCAGCCCCAUCCUGAACCGCCAGACCAGCGAUCUGCCUGACGAGGUGGUGCGCACCAAGUACUUCGAGAUGGCCCCCAUGAGCACGUACGAGGCGCUCGAGCAGCUCGUGAACGUGGACCACGACUUCUACGCCUUCCGCAAUGGGGAUUCCGGUGAGAUCAACAUCCUGUACAAGAGGAAGCACGGUGGCUAUGGUGUCAUCAUUCCACGGACAGAGGAGGCUGCUACCAAGUCGUCGUAA